AACAAUAAUAUAAUUAUCUUAACCAUCCUCUAGCAGAAGCUGGUAUGGCUAAUAAUUUUUUAAGAAAAUUUUGACAAAAUAAAAUGAAAAGCUUUCUUGUAGAACAGAUGGCAACAAAUAAUUUAAUGUAACGUCUUAAAAAAGUGUUUAGACGGUUUAUUUAAAGCCUUCAGAAAGCUAGGAAAUUCAGGGUCCCAAAGAUUCAGAUAUAAGCCUAGUGAAAACAGCUUGAAAGUAACAGAACGGGUAACAAGUAUAAGGUUUCUUGCGAUGAGCAAGCAACAAAAGCAGCUUGAGACUUUACGAUGGAACUGUCGUGGUAAAAACAAGAAAAUUUUGUUAAAAUUGUUUGAAAAAAUCUCAGCUGAAGGUCAAGAAAUUCCAACUUCCAUCAGUGAAUCCGAUGUAGGAAAAGUGUAUGGUGCAGUAGUAAAAUGCGGUUGUUCUAAAGGUGUUUUUAUUUAUUUAAAUGUCGGCAUUGAAGCUCGUAUUAAACUAUGCGAACUUCCCGAGUCACCCAUCGAUCCCGAAAAAGUGUCAAAUUUUUAUGUAGAGGGUCAAAUAUUGCCAGCUGUUCGUAUAACUCAUGUAGAAAACAAAUCGUCAAGGCUUAUUGAGGCGUCUAUACGAAAAGUCUUUGAUGUGUUUCUUACUUUUAGUGAUUUGAAAAUCAACGAUGUAGUAGCCACUCAGGUUAAAAAAAAACUAACCUCUGGUUUAAUUUUACAAAUAGAAAAUAGUUGUCUUCAUGCUUUUUGUUAUGUUAAAGAAAUACAUGAUAUGGAAGAUUAUAGUAAAGAGGAUGAGCAAGUGGUUAGGCAAAAGUUACUAAAUAAAUACCCUCUUAACGAUUUAUUAGCUGCUCGUAUAAUUUCCUUAGAUGAAACAAAGAAAAAAAUAUGGGUAACGCUAAAGCCAUCGUGUUUUGAUGAAUCGGUGGUAACAUUACAAGAAACUCUUGCUUCUAAGAAUAGAAAACCUAAGGUUGUUACAAAAAAUCAGUCCGAAAAUCCUCAAAAGGUUGAUGACCGAUUACCUAUCGAUAAUGGUGAAACAAAAGAAACUAUUAAAAAUUAUGACAGUGACAGUUCUGUAAAUAUCAAUUUUGAUGAAAAGUGUGAUGAACAUGGUAGUGAUGAUGAUUCAAUCAAUUAUAGUACGUGCGUUUCAACGGUUCUUUCAACCUUGAAUAAAGGGAUAAAGAAACGACUAGAAAAAAAAAGACUGAAAAGGUUUAAAACCAACGAAUCAGAUUCAGAUGAUAGUUUUAGCGAUGCACUCGCAGAUGAUGCAGUACUUGGCGCUGAAGACUUAGAUACAACGUUCAAAGGGGAUGAGGAAGAUUCUACAAUGCGCUCUCGCAAGCGCAAGGAACGACGACUUACGACUGCGGCUAAAAUACGCGAAGAAAUGAGAGUUCGUGAGAUAGAAGAGGAAGAUACUUUAAAAGAUGGUGUGUCUGCAGAAACCAUCCUAGAUUUUGAAAGAUUAAUUCAAAUAGAACCUAACGCAUCAAGCGUGUGGAUAAGAUAUAUGGCGUACUUUUUGAAAUUAAAGGAUUUAGAUAGAGCGCGAGAAGUUGCCGAAAAUGCUUUAGAAAGAAUAAGCUUUGAACAUGAAUCCGAAAGAUUUAAUGUAUGGGUGGCGUAUUUGAAUCUUGAAGCGUCUUUUGGAACAGUUGAAACAUUGAAUGAUAUUUUUCGAAAAGCUACUCAAUAUAAUAAUCCAAAGCAAAUUUAUUUACAGAUGACUCACAUUUAUCAGCAACGUAACAAUGUUGAUAAAUGUUUAGAAUAUUGUAAAAAAUGUGUUGAUAAGUAUCCUAAUUCUAAAAAAACUUGGAUUCGGUAUAUCAUGUGCUUAUUGGAAUUAGCGGUAGAGAAUCCAAUGGAUACUGAAAACAAUGUUCGAGGCGUUUUGCUUCGUGCACUAAAUCGUUUAUCUAAGAAAAAACAAGUAGACGUUUUAUGUGCCACAGCUCGUGCAGAAAUGAAAAUUGGAUCAAUAGAAAGGGGUCGCACAUACUUUGAAAAGCUUCUGGAUGAAUAUCCGAAGCGUACAGAUUUAUGGGGUCAGUAUUAUGACGCUCUUAUCACCGCAGUAAAAAAUAAAAAAUUAAGCGUAUCUUCUUGUGGACCUUUAUUUCACAAGCCUAUCGCAAUGACAAAUUUAUUUAAACCAAGACAAAUGAAAUAUUUUUUUUCACGAUGGUUAGCCUUUGAAACUUCUUACGGUACUGAAGAGAGUCGUGCUCAUGUGAUGCAACAAGCUGAAAAUUACGUUCAAAAUACUUCCCUUUGAGUUGCCCGAUAAUACAUGACAAUGUAAAGACAGCUUGAAAAAGAGUUCAAACAAUACUUAUUGUGUCGCUGUAAUUAGUAUUUCUUUUUCUCAUUUUCACUAUUUGUGUUAAAAAAUAGAGACCUAGAGGUUUUCGACAUGAUAUUAUUGAUAUGACGGUGGUUUAAUUCAA
Molecule: messenger RNA, 2473 nt
Organism: Hylaeus volcanicus
Lineage: Eukaryota; Metazoa; Arthropoda; Insecta; Hymenoptera; Colletidae
Gene: Rrp5
Exons: 8
Coding region: 271-2301 (676 amino acids)
Biological process (GO): rRNA processing
Cellular component (GO): nucleolus; small-subunit processome
Molecular function (GO): RNA binding; protein binding
Source: RefSeq, a predicted model, not a curated record